Messenger RNA from Cottoperca gobio, 3972 nucleotides. It is a transcript of the gene itpkb, whose product is annotated as inositol-trisphosphate 3-kinase B. The transcript is spliced from 7 exons. Gene Ontology annotation, biological process: inositol phosphate biosynthetic process; phosphatidylinositol phosphate biosynthetic process. Gene Ontology annotation, molecular function: inositol hexakisphosphate kinase activity. NCBI's taxonomy places the organism in Eukaryota, Metazoa, Chordata, Actinopteri, Perciformes, Bovichtidae. Gene Ontology annotation, cellular component: cytoplasm; nucleus. The coding region runs from base 81 to 962 and encodes 293 amino acids. The record is from RefSeq and is a predicted model, not a curated record.
ACCACAUAGUUGGUGAAGGAUAAUCACUUACUGUUUGUUGUGUGUGUUUGUAGCACAAGUCUUGGAAGAAGAUUAAGAACAUGGUCCACUGGUCACCAUUUGUCAUGUCCUUCAAGAAGAAAUAUCCCUGGAUACAACUGGCUGGGCAUGCAGGGAGCUUCAAGGCGGGAGCCAACGGACGUAUAUUAAAAAAACACUGUGAAUGUGAGCAGCGCUGUUUGUCCCUCCUGAUGAAGGACGUGCUGUGCCCAUACGUCCCCGGUUACCACGGAGAUGUAGAGAAAGACGGUCAGAAAUACAAUCAGAUGGAGGACCUGCUGGCUGAGUUUGACUUCCCUUGCGUGAUGGACUGCAAGAUGGGAGUGAGGACCUACCUCGAGGAAGAGCUGACCAAGGCUCGUAAGAAACCCUCCCCGAGACCCGACAUGUAUCAGAAAAUGGUCGAGGUUGAGCCCGAGGCGCCUACGCCGGAGGAGAACCUCCAGAAAGUGGUGACUAAACCCAGAUACAUGCAGUGGAGAGAGACCAUUAGCUCAACAGCCACCCUGGGAUUUAGGAUAGAGGGAGUCAAGAAGGAGGACGGGACAGUGAACAGAGAUUUUAAGAAGACAAAGACGAGAGACCAAGUUACUGCAGCCUUCCAUGACUUUAUCAAAGGAAAUAAGAACGUAUUGACUGGUUAUAUAAGCAGGCUGGAGGAAAUCAGAGACACUCUGGAGAUCUCCCCAUUCUUCAAAACCCACGAGGUGAUUGGCAGCUCGUUGUUAUUUGUUCACGACAGUAAGGGGCGGGCCAAAGUCUGGAUGAUCGACUUUGGGAAAACCACGGCUCUUCCUGAGGGGGACGAACUAACCCACCGAGCAUCAUGGGUCGAGGGCAACAGAGAGGAUGGAUACCUUUCUGGACUUGAUAGUUUGGUGAACAUCAUUGCAUCCAUGUGGAACUCUGAGACUGAAGUCUGAGGGUUUAAAAAAAGAAAGAAAAUCCAAGUGAACAUUUGGACACAGCAACCACUUCCAUUCAUUCUUCCUUUCUCUCGGGAACACUUCGGACUUCCUCAAGGAUUCCAUCACAGACAUUCGUCCUUAUGUCGGAAACCUCAUCAUCCCAAAACAAUGUGUGGCCAAAUCCAUUCAUGGAUGCAACUUUUCUAUUCAUAUCCAGUUGAUUUCUUCUGAUUUGAUCCUUAUACCCUCAAGUGCAGGCCGUAAUACGCUCUUUUAACAACAAACAUUUUACCUUUAAACAUUAAACCAGUUUGUUUUUUGCUACGACGUAGAAAUGUCUGCUGUGAAACAUACAUUAUACUUCCAAGACAACCUUUAAACUAAAUUCUCUUUAAAACCAAAAAUAUGUAGAUUUCCUAAUCCAAAUUGAAGGUUAAGGCUGGUGAUAUUUUAUAUUUUUGUUAUUGUAAACAAACAAACAAACAAACAUAAAAGACCAAAAACAAUCAUGUGUAAGUUUGUCCUUCAAACUAACUUAAGACUUAAGUAUUUGUUUUAAUAUAAUAUGUAAAAUGGAUCACGACUAUAUUGUUUAUUAAAAGAAAAACACAAGAUGAUUAUUUUAGAACAGCUGGGCACUGUAGUUUUUAGCAAACGUUACUCAAACAGGAGUAAUAGUGUUCUAGUGAAUGUUUGUGAUUAACUGAAACAAGAUUGAAUUAGUAGCUGCAACCACGUUUGCGACACAUUCAUCCAUUCACACACACACACACACACACACACACACACACACACACACACGCACACGCUCACAAACACUUGACCUCCAUGCCAAGUUUUGUUGCUCGACUGACAGAGUGAGCUAAAGAGCUGCUGGUGGCAGCUAAACCAACAGUGCCCAUGAUCCUUGUAAUAAAGUGCACCCAGUGCAACAGCGGCCCACUGAUGGGUGUUUCUAAUGUGUGUUUUUGGACAAAGAUGGAGCACUAUGGGACAGAGGAAUAAGCUUUUAUCAGUAUUUGGAUACACAGACAAUAGUUGUAGGAUCAAUUCAUUGUUGGUUUUGGUCUUUUUGUGGGAUUUGUUGAUAAUAAAAAUUAAAUAAAGAACAAAAUAUCACCAGAAUUAUCAUUUAAAGCCACUAUGUAUGGAGUUUUAACAUCUCUGACUUUGGCGCUCCCAAGUGGUAGCAUUUAUGUUAUUGUCUCAUUUUUCUACAUUAUGCUAUCCUAAUUUGAAAGAUGCUGCAAUCACAUACAAAUUGUACAUGUAGUGGCUUUAAAAAUGCAAGUUAAAAACUCCCAUAUCUGACAUUAAAUGUCUUGGUUUGGGUACACCCCAGAAAUCAUGACUUUUAAACAGUUAUACUAAUUUUUAUCAGAUUCCAGCGUAACAGAUGUAUCUGCAUUCAGUCGGACUUAGUAUUUUUUAGUAUUUUAAACUUAAUUUUAUUGGAUUUUUUGUCUGUUUGACCACAACUUUUAAAAAACAAUCUGCACUUGAUUACAUUUCCACUGUUAGAGAUUGUACAGUUGAGUGUUUAGUUUUACAUUGGAUAACUAGUCAUUUAGCUGUGUUUAACCAGCCACACUUAGAAUUUACAUACCAUACGUUGGUCAGUGAGGUUUUUCAGUGGCAGCCAUGUUAGCUCCACAACAAUCUGGCAAUAACUGGCACUAAAUUAUACAUCUCACAGCAGUUUCAGUAUGUUAUGGAGGGCAUUGUUUCUUAUGUAACAUCUUUGCAGCCAACAUGGCGUCCAUAGUACUUCUCUGGCCAAACACUUCUCACCCUCGUUACACUUUUUGUUGGGAUUGUUCACUAUGUACAAAAAGAUUUAUUAUGUUUGAUGUAGUUUUUGUAACAUUGUUUUAGUGUACUCAAACCUGUGGAACACUUACAGCCAUGAGCAAACGUAUUUAAGCUAUACAGUGCCUUGACAUUACAAAGCCAAGUCAGACAACUGAAAAUAUGUUCUUAUUUGAAAUGUUAUGACUUUUCUCCUAGUCUUAACUGUCAGUUUCUGUGCGUAGUCUUAAGUGCAUGUUUAUUAUCCUCUUCGGGCUUAAUUUGUAUUUCAUUCUGUUUUUAUUUAUAACAUUAUAUUAUGUUUGAAGUUUUUUUUUGUUAAUGGGAUACUGUGAUAUUUUGAAAUGUGGGCUGUUAUGUUGUUUUGUCUUCAAGCAUGUGUUACAGUACGAGUGAAAGUCAAACUAUGGGGCAGGUCGCUGUGGACAUUAUUCAAAACAUUGGAUAUGGCUUUAGAAAAGAUUGAUGAUGUUCAGAUAAUGAUACCCAUUUAUUUUAAUGGGAAAUGCAAACAUUGACUUGGCUGGCCAGAUAAGACAUAAAAUAUGUCUCAUAAUGUAACAGGUUCUUGAUGAACAAUAAAAACUAAAUAGUAUGAAGGUUGCACUCUACCAUAUAUUUAAAAUGUCGUUGUUUUCACUUUAUGUUUGCAGUGACAGUAGACGCAGAAAGAGACUGAUUAAAACUCCAUGCAGUGCCUUCUUAAAGGGAUAGUUUGACAUUUUGGGAAAUAUGUACGCUUAUUUAUUUUUUUGCCAAGAGUUAGAUGAGAAGAUUAAUACCGCUCUCAUGCCUGUACGCUAAAAAUGAAGCUUUCUACAGCAGCUGGUUAGCUUAGCUUAGCAUAAAGAUUUUCUUGAUCAAACUUUAAAUAUAUAACGUGAUAAUUAGUGAGCUUUAGGGUGGCCUGAAGGCAGAUUUUAUACCUUUGGACUGAGGUUAACUGUUUCCCACUUUUUUUAGUCUUUAUGCUAAGCUAAGCAGCUGCUAGCUGUAGCUUUAUUUUGAAAGGACAGAUAUGAGCAUGUCACCAGCUUUCCCAAAAUGAUCAAAUAUUCCUUUCGGACCAACCAUCUUAGCUAUUGCUUCUGCUCCGCCAUGUGCGGUUGUUUGUUAGCGGAUAUUAUAUUGUUCUGGUUUUUGCCGGCUUGUGUAUUUAUUUGUAUUGUUCCUUUUAAAGAAAGUGUGUAUUUGGUAAACAAAAAUAUCCUGCUUA